Haliotis rubra (blacklip abalone) is the source of this 1735-nucleotide messenger RNA. Its product is annotated as caspase-3-like. The transcript has a single exon. The coding region runs from base 171 to 1607 and encodes 478 amino acids. Gene Ontology annotation, biological process: proteolysis. The record is from RefSeq and is a predicted model, not a curated record. Lineage: Eukaryota; Metazoa; Mollusca; Gastropoda; Lepetellida; Haliotidae. Gene Ontology annotation, molecular function: GTP binding; GTPase activity; cysteine-type endopeptidase activity.
UCCUGUGUAUCUCUGUCAAAUACUCUUGGAUAGGGAAUACAGGCUAGGGUAACGAUAACCUUAUAUGUUAUUCUUUGACCAGUUGUAAUGUAAAACACAUUGAACUGACCAUGAUGUUACCUUGUUGUGUACUAUCUGACUGUUUUCUUAUAGGUCCAAGAAAAUAGUGCAUGAUCGUCAUGGCCAAAGGUCAAAGGACUGUGACCCUGCAUGUUAUCGGGGCUAAAGGAUCGGGCAAAUCUCUUUUCAUACGGCAACUGGCCACUGUACCACACUGCAAAAAGCUGAAACUUGGUGAGAGGUGUUACGUUGAGGAACUGGAUCUGCAAAAGCUUAUUGGAAUUCAAGUUCUUCUAAACAUCAGAGAAUACAGAGGUUGGAAGUUCUAUAAAACUCUUUUCGCCUUUAAAUACCGUAAGGCAGAUGCAUGUUUACUGUUUUACGACAGAGAGGAAACAACUACCAUCGACAAGGCUGAAAGGAUCAGCAUGCGGUGGCAUUAUUUGACGACAGGAAAUCCAAAUACCUAUCUAGUGGGAAACAAAUGUGACAAGUUAGACAGAAGAGGCUUUUGUAGGGAGCUUGCGGAUACUAUCAUUAACAAGAUCCUGCCAGUGAAGGGCCACUUUACUGUAUCAGCUAAAACGGGACAUAACAUAAACACAUUGCUGGUUGCGGUUCUUCAGCAAGUCUUGGGAGAAGAUUUUGUAAUCAACAGUAGUCCGUCACAGGUAGACGUGGCCAGUAUGAGUCGGGACCACCGCGUGGGAGUUCAAACCUAUCCAGUGAAAGCUAAUGCUGGUUUGUGUGUUAUUGUUAACAACGAAAGGUUUGAAGACGGGUCAGAUCGACCCGGAGCUGACGAGGACGUUACAAACAUCGAAUCAACAUUUGGACCCCUUGGAUUUGAUAUGAGACUCAUUGAGAACAAAGAUGUUUCAACACUCAUGAGAGAAAUGCGCGAUAUAUCUAAGGAGGAUCAUACAUCGAACAGCAUGUUUGUCUGUUUCAUCAUGUCUCAUGGGUCAAAGAACAAGAUUGUCGGAGCCGAUCAACUGCCAAUCAACAUUGAACGUUUAACAUCUCUGUUUUCUGCCCAGGAUUGCCAAAGCCUAGCCGGCAAACCCAAGCUGUUCAUAAUUCAGGCAUGUCAGGGGUAUAAGCAGCAUCCGUCAGCAAUCGUUAAUGCCGAUGCAACAUCGAUCCUUGACGUCUCUCUCGAGAGAACAACUCUUCCAGUGUUUGGAGACUUUUUAAUUGCAUAUGCUACCAUUGCAGGAUUCGUUGCAUACCGUGAUCCCGACACUGGCUCUCCGUAUAUACGGAUACUGUGCAAGACAAUUCUGGAGUUUCCUGAAUAUCACUUGGUCGAUAUACUGACCAUGGUAAACGAGAGGGUUGCCGAUUUUAAGUUUGAAGGACCAUCAAAACAGAUGCCUAUGUUUCAGUCGCAACUUAGAAAGCACCUGUACCUGAAGAGGCCGCCCAUGACAUCGGACCAUGAUGACAUUGGAAAGAGUCGUGACUCCAAUGACCGACUAGUUGUCGAAACUAGUUGUCCUGUUGACCAGUUGGAUACAUGUUGUCAAGGUAACAAUCAACCAUGAUUGUAAUCUGUGGAUCUGACACUGACAAAACAAGGUGUUCACUUGGCUGUAAUCUGUGGGCUGAUUGUAGUUUGUGGAUCUGGCAAAACUACCAAGCCGACAGACAAGCUCUACUGACUGUAAUCUGC